AUGAGGAGCCCACCUAGACCUCCAUCUGCAGCCCCUCCCCUAGCACCAGCCUCCUCCUACAGCCACAGCCCUCCCCCAGCCUCCAUCUGCAACCCCUCCCCUAGCACCAGACUCCACCAGCAGCCACAGCCCCUCCCCCAGCACCAGCCUCCACCUGCAGCAACAGCCACUCCCCCAGCACCAGACUCCUCCUACAGGCACAGCCCCUCCCCCAGCACCAGCCUCCACCUGCAGCAACAGCCCCUCCCUCAGCACCAGCCUCCACCUGCAGCCACAGCCCCUCCCCCAGCAUCCACCUGCAGCCACAGCCCCUCCCCAGCCUCCUCCUGCAGCCACAGCCCCUCCCCCAGCCUCCACCUGCAGCCACAGCCCCUCCCCCAGCCUCCACCUUCAGCCACAGCCCCUCCCCAGCCUCCACCUGCAGCCACAGCCCCUCCCCAGCCUCCACCUGCAGCCACAGCCCCUAACCAGCCUCCACCUGCAGCCACAGCCCCUCCCCCAGCCUCCACCUGCAGCCACAGCCCCUCCCCAGCCUCCACCUGCAGCCACAGCGCCCACCCCCAGCACCAACCCCCACCUGCAGCCACAGCCCCUCCCCAGCCUCCACCUGCAGCCACCCCUCCCCCCAGCCCCUCCCCCAGCCUACAGCUGGAGCCCUCCCCUAGCACUAGACUCUACCAGCAGCCACAGCCCCUCCCUCAGCACCAGACUCUACCAGCAGCCACAGCCCCUCCCUCAGCACCAGACUCUACCAGCAGCCACAGCCCCUCCCUCAGCACCAGACUCUACCAGCAGCCACAGCCCCUCCCUCAGCACCAGCCUCCACCUGCAGCAACAGCCACUCCCUCAGCACCAGCCUCCACCUGCAGCAACAGCCCCUCCCCCAGCACCAGCCUCCACCUGCAGCCACAGCCCCUCCCCCAGCACCAGCCUCCACCUGCAGCCACAGCCCCUCCCCCAGCAUCCACCUGCAGCCACAGCCCCUCCCCCUUCCUCCACCUGCAGCCACAGCCCCUCCCCAGCCUCUUCCUGCAGCCACAGCCCCUCCCCAGCCUCUUCCUGCAGCCACAGCCCCUCCCCCAGCCUCCUCCUGCAGCCACAGCCCCUCCCCCAGCCUCCACCUGCAGCCACAGCCCCUCCCCCAGCCUCCACCUUCAGCCACAAUCCCUCCCCCAGCCUCCACCUGCAGCCACAGCCCCUCCCCAGCCUCCACCUGCAGCCACAGCCCCUCCCCCAGCCUCCACCUGCAGCCACAGCCCCUCCCCAGCCUCCACCUGCAGCCACAGCGCCUCCCCAGCACCAACCUCCACCUGCAGCCACAGCCCCUCCCCAGGCUCCACCUGCAUCAACAGCCCCUCCCCAGCCUCAAUCUGCAGCCACAGCCCCUCCUCCAGCCUCCACCUGCAGCCACAGCCCCUCCCCAGGCCUCCACCUGAAGUCACAGCGCCUCCACCAGCACCAGCCUCCACCUGCAGCCACAGCCCCUCCCCCAGCAUCCACCUGCAGCCACAGCCCCUCCCCAGCCUACAGCUGGAGCCACAGCCCCUCCCCCAGCCUCCACCUGCAGCAACAGCCCCUCCCCAGCCUCAAUCUGCAGCCAUAGCCCCUCCUCCAGCCUCCACCUGCAGCCACAGUCCCUCCCCAGCCUCCUCCUGCAGCCACAGCCCCUCCCCCAGCCUCCACCUGCAGCAACAGCCCCUCCCCCAGCCUCAAUCUGCAGCCAUAGCCCCUCCUCCAGCCUCCACCUGCAGCCACAGUCCCUCCCCAGCCUCCUCCUGCAGCCACAGCCCCCCCCAGCCUCCACCUGCAGCAACAGCCCCUCCCCAGCCUCAAUCUGCAGCCAUAGCCCCUCCUCCAGCCUCCACCUGCAGCCACAGUCCCUCCCCCAGCCUCCUCCUGCAGCCACAGUCCCUCCCCCAGCCUCCUCCUGCAGCCACAGCCCCUCCCCCAGCCUCCACCUGCAGCCACAGCCCCUCCCCAGCCUCCACCUGCAGCCACAGCCCCUCCCCAGCCUCCUCCUGCAGCCACAGUCCCUCCCCCAGACUCAAUCUGCAGCCAUAG
Messenger RNA from Oncorhynchus nerka (sockeye salmon), 2061 nucleotides. RefSeq lists its product as uncharacterized. The coding region runs from base 1 to 2061 and encodes 686 amino acids. The record is from RefSeq and is a predicted model, not a curated record. Lineage: Eukaryota; Metazoa; Chordata; Actinopteri; Salmoniformes; Salmonidae. The transcript has a single exon.